Molecule: messenger RNA, 690 nt
Organism: Puccinia graminis f. sp. tritici CRL 75-36-700-3
Lineage: Eukaryota; Fungi; Basidiomycota; Pucciniomycetes; Pucciniales; Pucciniaceae
Exons: 2
Coding region: 1-690 (229 amino acids)
Biological process (GO): ubiquitin recycling; proteasome-mediated ubiquitin-dependent protein catabolic process
Cellular component (GO): nucleus; cytoplasm
Molecular function (GO): ubiquitin binding
Source: RefSeq, a predicted model, not a curated record
AUGAUCAGGGUAUUCACUCGCUCAGAAGAACGCCUAGCCUCAUCAUCCGAGCUUUCCGAAUUUGAAGAAUCCGUCAAGACCAGUUCAGUUCCAUGUGCCACCGUUGGUGAUGUCAAAAAGUCAAACCUACCGAGUGUAGCAGUUUUGCUAUCUUGUCGAGGAAAGAAGGAGGGCGAAGUGGCGAUGGCAAAAAACGAAAGCAAUGGCGCAGUAGAGGCCUACCAAUGGGAUGGAAUGAAAGGCGAUUGGUCAAUGGUCGGGACGGUCGUCAAUGGUAUUGGCUCAGCAAGAAAACAGCUCUUCGAAGGAAAGGAGUAUGAUUACGUCUUCGAUUUCGAUAUCAAGGACGGAGAGCCUCCUCUCAAACUACCCUACAACGCAUCUGAUAAUCCAUACACUGUCGCUCAAAAAUGGCUCGCAAAGCACGAGCUGCCCAGCACCUACGUCAACCAAGUCGUAGCCUUCAUCAAUAAAAAUACAUCUGGCGUAGCCCUAGGAGGGCCGACUGCAGGCUCGGAUCCGUUCACUGGUUCAGCCAGCUACCGCCCUAAUCCUGGUCAAAAUCAAACCCAGUCAAAUGUUGGAGCUGAUCCUUUCACCGGCGCUGGCAGCUAUCGGCCGAAUAGUGGUGCACCCUCUGUUAGUAAGGAUAUUGGUCUUACUAUCCAGUUGAUUUUGCAAUCUAAUUGA